AUGGUCAGCAACGGUUCGGUUACCUGCUUGCUUGGAUUCCUCCAGAUUUUCGUUCAGACCGCUCUCUCUAAUCCAGUCGAUGGCGUAAGCAUGGCUUCAAAAGAGGCUGUUCAUACUGCAGCUUGUGCAGCUGUUCAAGAAACGACGCAGAAGGAGGCUCGACCGCAAGAAUCAAGGGUGACCAAUUAG
Botrytis porri is the source of this 189-nucleotide messenger RNA. RefSeq lists its product as uncharacterized. NCBI's taxonomy places the organism in Eukaryota, Fungi, Ascomycota, Leotiomycetes, Helotiales, Sclerotiniaceae. The coding region runs from base 1 to 189 and encodes 62 amino acids. The record is from RefSeq and is a predicted model, not a curated record. The transcript is spliced from 2 exons.